GGCUCAAGCCACUGCGGCACACGGAAAGACGCGCUCCCCGAACGCCUCCGCCCAGCAACCGACGUCCCGAGGUGCGGCUUCGCAUUUUUUCUUCAAGGGACGAAAAAACCACCCUAACCCCUUUAGUCGGCGAUUCCUUCACACACACAUGGGCGUGUGCUAAGCAGCCCUGCCCUGUUCGAUUCCGUCUCGCUCCAGGGCGUGGCUUGCUGGUUGCGUAUUCUGAGGCUGAGCUAUGUCCGGUGGCGCGUACGACGACUACUUCAAGGAACAGGCGUCCACCGCCAUCGUGACAGACGUCGACGCGCCGGCCUUCAUCAAGGCCUUCGCCGAGCACCUCAAGCGCCAGGGCAGGUUCGAGAUCCCAAAGUGGGCAGACGUGGUGAAGACCAGCAAGCACAAGGAUCUUCCGCCCCUCGACCCCGACUGGCUCUACGUCCGCACGGCCUCCAUGGUGAGGAAGAUCUACAUUCGCGGCGGCACUGGCGUGGGCGGCUUCCGCAAGGUCUACGGCGGGCAGAAGCGCCGCGGCGUCUGCACCAACGUCUUCUCCAAGGGGUCCGGGAAGAUCGCCCGGUACGUCCUGCAGCAGCUGGAGGAGGAUGGGCCUGGUAGAGCAGGACGAGAACGGCGGCCGAAAGAUCACGAAGGAGGGCCAGCGCGAGCUGGACACCGUGGCCGUGCAGGCCGCCGCGGUCGAGGAGGACGGCGACGACGAGUAGGCCAGAUCGCCCACGUGACUUGCGGCGGACAAGCCUUGAGCAGCCGGCGCCGUUAGCAGACCUGUAGCGGUGGGCCACGGGCGGCUGCGUCAGA
This is a messenger RNA of Prorocentrum cordatum, 816 nucleotides long. The record is from the annotation of a GenBank genome assembly. NCBI's taxonomy places the organism in Eukaryota, Dinophyceae, Prorocentrales, Prorocentraceae.